AUGGACACCAUGUUGAUACUUAACGAUACUUUGAGUAAAAGUGAUGUUGAUUUCUGUGAAACCAGAACGCACAAAUUCAUCCUUAGGUUUCCCUUUGCAACUGUGCUGAAAAUGAUUGGCAUUAAUCUUUUAUCAUUUGGUGUAGAGCUUUGCUCAAGUGCAGGCUUUAUUUUUAUCCCACCAAUGCUUUUAAAGAAUGGCUUUUCUGAUUCAAUGCUAACUAUAUUAUUGGGCAUUGGACCAUUUCUUUCCUUAAUGACAGUUCCUCUGAUAGGGCAUUAUAGUGAUAAGUGCCAAAGCCGUUUUGGUCGAAGACGUCCAUUCAUGUUUGCCCUAAGCUCCUUGAUGAUUAUGUCGUUGGUUAUGAUUGCUUUAAAUAGUAAAAUCUUCAAUAGUUUUUGCUUCUUUGUAACCCCUAACACUACUUUGGCUCUGGGAGUUGUACUUUUAGAUUUUUCUAGUCAGGCCCUUUUAAAUCCAUGUAAGGCUUUAAUUCCUGACAUAUUUCAUUCAUCAGAAGAACAGAAUGCAGCUUUCACAGUGUAUUCUGUUAUGCUUUCAACAGGUGGCAUUGUUGGUUAUUUAAUUACAUCUAUUAAUUGGGUUACUGAAAAAGGAUUUUAUUCCAAUGAUCAAGAGAAGAUUAUUUUUGGCAUAUUGUCUUUGUUUCAAUUUGUUUUGAUGGUGAUAAAUUUGCAUUUUGCGAAAGAGGAAAAGUAUGAUGUCCAGAUAUUGUCAUGUGCAAGCAACGAAACUGUAGAUAAACACUGUAACGGCUCUAUGAAUGAAGCAGAGAAGCGUAUGGGCAUUAAAACAAAUAUCAAAUGCUUGGAACCAGUGACAAAUGCAUUGGAAUCUUGCAAGUGCAGUGUGAAAAUACCUUGUUGCAGUGCAAAUAACAUGAAUUGGUUUAAGUUUUUGGUUUUAUCAUGUAAAAGAAUUAAGUUUUUGAUCAAAAGAAUGUUUUAUAUCUUCCUUGUACUUCCCCUCCAUAUCAUGGUGCAAUGUUCUAAAAAUUUCUUCAACAUGCCACCUAUUCUUGUUCGCUUGUUUCUUACUUGUCUGUUAGGCUGGAUGGGAAUUAUGUGCCAUGAUAUGUACUAUUCUGAUUAUGUUGGUCAGGUAAUUUAUCAUGGAAAUCCAUACACUUUAAAUGAAACACUAUCAUUGAAACUUUAUGAUAAAGGUGUUCGUAUGGGUUCAUAUGGAUUACUGCUUCAUUGUAUUACAUCUGCCAUUUAUGCUGGAAUUUUUCAAGGUUUUAUGGAGGACCAUUUUGGAGAAAAAAUAACUUUCAUUAUUGGAAUGCUUUCUUUUUCUGUAAGCAUGUUGGGCACAAUACUCACAAAGAACAUAAACCUGUUGAAUUCUUUUGCUGUUCUGUCUGGUUUAGGUUCAGCUGCAAUGACAACAACUCCUUAUACUUUAGUAACAGAGUAUAACAGCAAGAAAAAGAAGUAUUAUGAAGGUGAACCUCAUAGGGGACUUGGAGAAGAUAUGGCAGUGAUAGAUGCAUCACUUUUUUUAUCUCAGAUAAUUCCAUCAAUAUUCUUAGGUUAUAUUGUAGAGCUUACUGGGUCCACAACAAUGUACAUGAUAACAGCAGCAUUUUGUGGUUGUCUUGCCACUUUAUUGGCAACUUUUAUUGUAUUUACUUCUUAA
Uloborus diversus is the source of this 1662-nucleotide messenger RNA. RefSeq names its product solute carrier family 45 member 3-like. The transcript is spliced from 4 exons. Bases 1 to 1662 code for a protein of 553 amino acids. Gene Ontology annotation, molecular function: sucrose:proton symporter activity. Lineage: Eukaryota; Metazoa; Arthropoda; Arachnida; Araneae; Uloboridae. The record is from RefSeq and is a predicted model, not a curated record. Gene Ontology annotation, cellular component: membrane. Gene Ontology annotation, biological process: transmembrane transport.